CAAUGCCGGGGCUGGCUGCGCCUGUUGGAGUUCCCACUGGGAAGUUCGAACCACGGCGUUUGCGACAAGGGCCCCGACCGACCGACAUUGAAUUUCCCGAACCCGCGCGGCGCAAACCCACGAUCGAUCACCCCUCCCCUCCCCCCCGGGCCUAAACCUCACGAACUUUCGAUACCGGACCUUACGAAAACACGAGCCUUAGUCUUCACUCACAAUGGCGAUCCCCCAAAAGUCCUCCUACUACGAUCGUAACCUCCGUCAAGGGCCUGCCCUGAUUAGAGCGCGCAAGCCUUACCUCACCAAGAACCUCGCUGUCGGUGCUGGACUGUGGUGCUUCGUCGGCGCAGUGUACUGGUACACGAUUAAGGCGGUCGGACAAGAUGAGUUCGAAGACGUCAAGGUUCCCGAUGCUCCGAGGCAGCCAGCAAAGUCCAACUAGGCCGAUGGACAGUAUGGCAGAGGAAAUGCGUGAUGUACGAGUUUAGCGCGGGAUGGGAUAAAAAAGUCCCGAGGGAUAUAAAAAUGUGAGAGUAUCUCAGUAUGCAUGGAAGCAUAUGCCA
This is a messenger RNA of Colletotrichum godetiae, 560 nucleotides long. RefSeq lists its product as uncharacterized. The record is from RefSeq and is a predicted model, not a curated record. Bases 215 to 439 code for a protein of 74 amino acids. NCBI's taxonomy places the organism in Eukaryota, Fungi, Ascomycota, Sordariomycetes, Glomerellales, Glomerellaceae. Gene Ontology annotation, cellular component: mitochondrial inner membrane. Gene Ontology annotation, biological process: mitochondrial respiratory chain complex IV assembly. The transcript has 3 exons.